CUUGAUUCAGUUAGUUAUAAAAACCUCUGCCUCACCUCUCUCUUGUCUUCAGGUACCUAAACAUAAACUCAGUUUAUUACAUCACAUAAGACUUAAGGUACCAAAACAACCACCUUAAUGGCUGCUCUCACAGGAACAAACUCUCUUGUUUCUUCCAAGUCUUUUCAGACACAACAGAACUCAUUGGCCGCUUCUUCCAAGUCUUUUCUUGCAUCCAAAGUUAAGUCUGUCAGAUCCGUCCAGGUUAUUUCAGCUGUGCAUUCUCCUGACCCUUCCAAGAAUCCCAUUGUUUCCGACAAGGCGGCGAAGCAGUCCUCAACUGCGGCUGCUGCGGCCUCCUCCUCGUCGGUUACUGCAGCUCCUGCUGUGACAAAACAGGGUUCGAGUAAAUGGAAUAUAGAGAGCUGGAAAACAAAGAAGGCGCUGCAGCUCCCUGAGUACCCUGACAAGGAGGAGCUGCAGGCUGUGCUGGAGACGCUGGAUGCGUUUCCUCCCCUGGUUUUCGCAGGAGAGGCCAGGCAUUUGGAGGAGAAGCUAGGGGAGGCUGCAAUGGGGAAUGCUUUUUUGUUGCAGGGUGGUGAUUGUGCUGAGAGUUUUAAGGAGUUUAAUGCGAAUAAUAUUCGGGAUACCUUUAGAAUUCUUCUUCAGAUGGGAGCUGUUCUCAUGUUUGGUGGACAAAUGCCUGUUAUUAAGGUUGGUAGAAUGGCGGGUCAGUUUGCGAAGCCAAGAUCAGAUGGUUUUGAGGAAAAGGAUGGAGUGAAGCUGCCGAGUUACAGAGGGGACAAUGUGAAUGGGGAUGCUUUUGAUUUGAAGUCGAGGACUCCGGACCCUCAGAGAUUGAUCAGGGCUUAUUGUCAAUCUGCAGCUACUUUGAAUCUUUUGAGGGCUUUCGCCACUGGAGGCUACGCUGCUAUGCAGAGGGUUACACAAUGGAAUCUUGAUUUCACUGAGGAGAGUGAACAGGGUGACAGGUACCGAGAACUUGCUAACCGAGUUGAUGAGGCUCUUGGAUUUAUGUCUGCUGCUGGACUUACUGUUGACCAUCCUAUCAUGACAACCACUGAUUUCUGGACAUCGCAUGAGUGCCUGCUUUUGCCUUACGAGCAAUCUCUUACCAGAUUAGAUUCUACAUCUGGCCUGUAUUAUGAUUGUUCUGCGCAUUUUAUAUGGGUUGGGGAGAGGACUCGCCAGUUAGAUGGUGCUCAUGUUGAGUUCCUGAGAGGGGUUGCUAAUCCUAUUGGCAUUAAGGUCAGCGAUAAGAUGAAUCCAACUGAACUUGUAAAGCUCGUUGAGAUAUUGAAUCCUCAGAACAAAGCAGGCAGAAUCACAGUCAUCGCAAGGAUGGGAGCAGAAAACAUGAGGGUGAAACUUCCCCAUCUAAUUAGGGCAGUCCGCGGAGCUGGGCAGAUUGUCACUUGGGUCAGUGAUCCUAUGCACGGAAACACCAUCAAAGCUCCCUGUGGCCUGAAAACUCGACCCUUUGAUGCUAUCAGGGCUGAAGUCAAGGCAUUCUUCGACGUGCACGAGCAAGAAGGAAGCCAUCCUGGUGGAAUUCAUCUGGAGAUGACCGGCCAAAACGUGACCGAGUGCAUUGGUGGAUCAAGAACCGUGACUUUUGAUGAUCUAGGAUCUCGCUACCACACACAUUGUGAUCCUAGAUUGAACGCGUCUCAGUCUCUGGAGCUGGCAUUCAUCAUUGCAGAGCGUCUGAGGAGGAGGAGAAUCGGCAACAAGCAAUCACUGCCUUCGCUAAAUUAAAAAUUUUCAAGUCAUUGAGGGCCUUAAGACCCUGUUAUAUGUUAUCAUGUAAUUAGUUUUGGAACCCUUUUUUUUCAA
Molecule: messenger RNA, 1836 nt
Organism: Daucus carota subsp. sativus
Lineage: Eukaryota; Viridiplantae; Streptophyta; Magnoliopsida; Apiales; Apiaceae
Product: phospho-2-dehydro-3-deoxyheptonate aldolase 1, chloroplastic
Exons: 5
Coding region: 118-1758 (546 amino acids)
Biological process (GO): aromatic amino acid biosynthetic process
Molecular function (GO): 3-deoxy-7-phosphoheptulonate synthase activity
Source: RefSeq, a predicted model, not a curated record